Molecule: messenger RNA, 2096 nt
Organism: Pangasianodon hypophthalmus (striped catfish)
Lineage: Eukaryota; Metazoa; Chordata; Actinopteri; Siluriformes; Pangasiidae
Product: core histone macro-H2A.2
Exons: 10
Coding region: 511-1617 (368 amino acids)
Biological process (GO): nucleosome assembly
Cellular component (GO): nucleosome
Molecular function (GO): protein heterodimerization activity; structural constituent of chromatin; DNA binding
Source: RefSeq, a predicted model, not a curated record
AAUGGGGGUUAGUUCGUGGGCGGAGCGGCUUUAAAACGAAACGCUGUGGCCUCUCUCCAGCCUGUCGCUUUGAUCAAUCCGAUAGCGGACAGUGUUGUUUGCCAUGUAAAGCGCUGCGGUUGAUAAGCGAGGCCUUUGUGCUGCGCGCGCGGGUAUGUGCGCAGGCUGGAGCUGUGCUCCUCCAUGGCGCCCACGUAGCGACUGCAGCUCGACCCGGCUGCGCGCGAGGAAGCAAGGAGGCGCCUUUCUCCCUCUCUCUCUCUCUCUCUCUCUCUCUCUUUCUCUCUGCAUCAGCCGCGGUUUUAUCUCUCCUGGUUUUUUUCCUGUCUUUUUUCAAUUGAAGAGGAUCACAUAAAUCUCAGCGCGUUUAUAUGUGUUUGGCAUGUGUAAAGAGGCAGGCUUCCUUUAAGCUGCUGUGUGUCUUCAGCCAGCAGCGGUAGCUGAUCAAUGGCUGUUAUUCGCUCGCGCAUUAACGGUGAUCAUCCAGUGACACUGUGAACCAAAAAAAGCAUGUCAGCCAGAGGAGGAAAAAAAAAGACCACCAAGCUGUCACGCUCGGCCCGGGCUGGCGUUAUCUUUCCUGUAGGGAGGAUGAUGAGGUACUUACGCACAGGCACUCAUAAAUAUCGCAUCGGUAUGGGCGCUCCUGUCUACAUGGCAGCCGUCAUUGAGUACCUGGCAGCUGAAAUUUUGGAACUAGCUGGUAAUGCGGCCAGAGACAACAAAAAAGGACGAAUUACUCCACGGCACAUCAAGUUAGCAGUGGCUAAUGAUGAAGAGCUUAACCAGCUACUCAGAGGGGUUACCAUAUCAAACGGAGGCGUCCUGCCCCGUAUCCACCCUGAGCUGCUCUCCAAGAAGAGAGGAGGGAGAGUGAAGGUGGACUCUCAGAUGACGGCACCAGAGAAGACAGACAAAGAGGUCAAGAGCAGCAAGAGGUCCUCCAAAAAGGGCCGAGGAAAACCAGGCCGUAAACCAAGGAAGAGUGCAGAGAAUGACAAAGAUGGAACCAACAGCACAAUGGAAGAUGGACCAGGAGAAGGAUUCACUGUUCUCGCAGCAAAGAGUUUGUUCCUUGGACAGAAGCUGUCUCUUGCAGAGAGUGACAUAAGCAAAAUUGGAACCAUCAAAGUUGAGGGAAUUAUUAAUCCCACAAAUGCAGAGAUUGAUCUGAAGGAUGGAAUCGGUAAUGCACUGGAGAAGGCUGGAGGGAAAGAUUUCCUGGAAGCUGUAAAAGAACUGCGGAAAACACAAGGCCCCUUGGAGGUUGCGUCAGUUGCAGUUAGCCAGGCCAGUGGGAUGGCAGCACGUUUCAUCAUCCACUGCAAUGUCCCUCAGUGGGGCUCUGAGAAGUGUGAGGAUCAGCUGGAGAAGACCGUGAAGAACUGCCUGUCUGCUGCAGAGGAGAAGAAGCUCAAAUCUGUGGCCUUCCCUUCUCUACCUACUGGAAGGAAUGGUUUCCCAAAGCAAACUGCAGCCCAGCUGAUACUGAAGGCCAUUUCAAACCAUUUUGUUUCAGCAACCACAUCCUCACUGAAGAACAUUUACUUUGUGAUGUUUGACAGUGAGAGCAUUGGGAUUUAUCUGCAGGAAAUGACCAAGAUGGAUGUCAAGUGAUGAUUGCGCUAUGGGUUCUUUUGUUGGUAGCUUGCAUAGCUUGGAUGCUAGUCUGUUUUAUCUGGCGAGUUCUGUGUAGACCAUUUUUUUAAUGGAAAACUGAACUGACAGAUGUUAGCAUCCAGGCUAACAGCAGAAUUUCGGCUCGUUUUCCAGCUGACGUGCUGUUUGACUAAAGAUGCUGUAGUUUUGGAACAAAUUUGGAAGGUAUAUAAAAAGGGUAUUUGUGAGUGACGUACUAUAUGCGUUUAUGUUACACUGUUACCUUCAUGACACUCAUUUAGAGUAGGCCAAGUUCAUUUGUUCCAUUUUUGUUCUUAGACUGAGCUUGUUUUAACAUUCCAUGUUGUAUAAAGACUUUUAAUCACUGUUUUUUCAGCUAGAGUUCCUGUGUAGUUUCUGAUACAGUUAGUUUAUUAAGGGGAAAAAAUGUGUUUGUCAUUUUGAUUUGAAAUAAAACACAGAUGUUUUACACUGUA